This is a messenger RNA of Amoebophrya sp. A120, 1848 nucleotides long. NCBI's taxonomy places the organism in Eukaryota, Dinophyceae, Syndiniales, Amoebophryaceae. The record is from the annotation of a GenBank genome assembly.
AAGAUGUUUCGAAAAUGAGAGUGUAAAGAAGUUCGUUUGUGUUUCUUCUGUUUGUACUCUGUCUUGCUACGGAUUUUCACUUCAGUCUUCAAUCUGGGCGAAUUUAUAUGAGCAUACUGUCGUUCUCAGCGGAAUAAGAUUGCUCUCCAGCGGGCGCUUGCCGGGCAAGGCGUUGUGGAUCUCAACAUCACUGCGGGCACGCUAGUCGGCGUUGGCAGCAUACUGGGUGACACGCGAAAAAAGUCCUUACCCUCCCUUGUCGCGGGAGCAGUGCUCGGCGCAGCGUACUACGGAGCCGCAUAGUUGGUUGAUCGACUAGACUCCGUGAAGGGAAUCCAAGCAGGCGCAGCUACCUCGGCGUCCCUGACCGCCGCAAUGCUGCCACGAUACCUAAUAACCAAGGCGUUCAUGCCUGCAGGUACUUAUUGAGUUAGUUUGUCUUGGUGCCCGCACGCCGGAAACAUGACAACGAUAGAAGAGGCAGUACGAAGGCAAUGUUUCAAACGUCGCCUUCGUACUGCCUCUUCUAUCGUUGUCAUGUGUAGUGAGGUCGUCAAGCCGCAAUGUGUUGCGUUUGCCGUGGAGGCUUUGACAUACACAACAAAAGAACGCACAGUACUACAGGUCUCUGCGCACUGGUUAUCAAAAUGAAAAAUCCCCUUUCCCGAUACUCAAACGGAGAUUUGUGUAGCGCAAUUUCCUGCAACACAUGUAAAAAAUGGGGCCGGGGGAUUUUUCUUCUCAACACCACGUGUGGCGUUGGUGCUCCUCUUCACGGGGGGGCUGCUGCAAGAAGUGCAGGCCAACGAGGCGGAGCAAGGUCCAGGGCAUACGCUAAGCGAGGAACAACGUCCCAGCGUGGUGGUGGUACAGCAGGCCGGGAACGAACAAUCGUGGCUGCUUUCCGACUAUGCAUUGCAGAUACGUCUGAGUCUGCAACAAUCCAAUGCAGCUUUUUAUGCUAAAGCUGGAUCGCACAAGAAUCUGUGUUGCAUGGACGCCGAAAUUUGCCACCUUGUUGCUACGCAUAGCGGGAAUUUUUUAUUCUGUGGGAUGGGCAUUACGAACAAGCUCUCGUCACAGAAUAAUCUGUGCGGUUUUUCAUGUGCAUUCUUUCCAGAUCACCUAUGUUGCUCCAGGAGACCCACCCAGACAUAUUUAUUUGCAAGUCAUACCGACCGCGCCCCUGCGCCCGAAAGUAGUGGCGAGGAGCAGGAUCACGAGAACGAGCCGCUGACUGGGGUGGUGCCAGUAUUUUCCCAGCACGAAACACCACAACUACCGCUGCGGCCUCCAUCUGAUACAACGGAAGCGUUUCUGCAGAGCAAUGUUGAUGAAGCGCAGUAUACUGCGUUUGAUGAAGAAUUUUUACCGGCUACACGUGUGGCGAAGACUUCUACACACGACCUGCCAUCGCCGGCGGCUCCACUGGAUGGAGAGGAAGUGGCUACAACAGGUGGAAAGCUUGGUGUUGCGCAGGCGACAGCGACUGAUGCUGCAGGAGAACAACCGACCACAUCCGGCGGAGCAAACGGGAACCACGAGCAACAACAACAACUGCACCAGCAAGUCGACUACAACGAGGCGCCGACCUCUCGGGAGGAGGAGGAGCAGGAGCAGCAGGAGUGGCUUCAGAUUGGUGCAACAGCGGAAAAGAGAAGCAGAGCACCAGUGGCCAGUGCCGUUGUAGCAAAGGGCUCAAGCUCAGAGUCUUCAGAGCCGGAACAACAAAAAGAGGAACUAGUACAACUGCUGCAACAUCAGGUGGCGGCGAUGGCGCAGCAAAGUUUGCAGAUGCAGGCAUCGACUCCAGUGCCAUUUGGUGUGUCGUUCCGAGUCGCUGCGUGA